Molecule: messenger RNA, 2742 nt
Organism: Nicotiana tabacum (common tobacco)
Lineage: Eukaryota; Viridiplantae; Streptophyta; Magnoliopsida; Solanales; Solanaceae
Source: RefSeq, a predicted model, not a curated record
UUUUAAUAAUUCAUUUAAUGUUAUUAUUCCGUAAUGUAAGAACUCGUUCAUCUUCUAAUUUCAAACACCUUCUCUCUCGUUCAAAAGCCCUAAACAGAGUAAUCUUUUGCCCCAAAACAGUGAUUCCCCAAAUCACUGUACACCUUCUCUCUUGUUCUCACUAAACAAGCGAUUCCCCCAAAUCACUGUAAUGUUCAUUUAUAGCCUUGAUAGGUAGCCAAGGAAUCUAAAACAGCUGGAGUAAUUCUGUAUCCCUUUGAUGUGGUGCUUUGUUUGAAAGCCAUGCCAAUUGAUAAAUCUUGGAUUAGCAAACCACGAAAUAUACUUGAAUACGCGGAUGGGCUUAGAAAAUUUCUGGAUUUUACUUUUGAGUAUGGGUCUAUUGAUGGGCGUGUACUUAAGUAUCCGUGCCCGAAAUAUGGUUUUAACAAGUGGCAAAGAAGAAAUGUAGUUGAAGAACACCUGACUUGUAAGCCUUUUUCCAAAAAAUUAUAAAGUUUGGUAUUUGCAUGGUGAAGAAUCAAAUCCAACUAUGCCACAAACGUUUCAGAGCACACAUGUCAUAGAAGAAACUCCGCAGCCCCAAUAUCCAAUGGUAACCAUGAUUAACGAUGCAUUUGGGUUCAUAGGGAACAAUGUCAAUGAGCCUGGUGUGUCUUGUGAGCCUAUGAAUAGUGAAGAAAGAUUUAAUGAAGAGCAUAAUGAAGAAUAUGCACAGUUCUAUGAGCUGGUAGAAGAUGGCAAUCAACCAUUAUAUGAAGGGGAAGAUAAAGGCUUACAAGAAUGCAAAAAGUACAAGACAUCUAGGUGGAAGGACAAUAAAAAGAAGCAGCCUGCAAAGAUUUUGUGCUACUUUCCACUAAAGCCAAGGCUACAAAGAUUGUUCAUGUGCUCUAAAACUGUUGAGUCUAUGAGAUGCCAUUCUUCUGCGGGUAACCAAGAUGGAUUGAUGAGGCAUCCAAGGGAUUCUCAAGCAUGGAAAGCAUUUGACUUGCUUCAUCCUGAAUUUGCUGUAGAUCCUCGGAAUAAGAAACAGGGAAAAGAAGUUGAUCGCGGCAAAGUGUGGACUGAGACUCAUAGGAGGAAAGAUGGGAGUUAUGUGAAUGUUCAAGCUAGGGAGAUUGGGGAAAGAAUUGAAGAAAUUCGAAGACAAAGACCAGAAAAUCGGGCAGAAAUUUCACCGAAUGACGCGCUUGGUGUAAUCUUCGGUCCCGAGCACCCUGGCCGUGUUCGAGGCUUAGGCAUGGGUGCAGUUCCAACUGUAGUAUUCAAGCAAACAUCAAGACGAGGUGGUGGUUCUUAUAUGGGCGCAGCUAGCACUAGUGCUCCACCUCCACAAUGGGUGCAAGAGAUGGCAAAUAUGAGAUCACGAUUAAAUGCGCUAACAAGCUUAUUUCAAAUGAAAAUAGGAAAUAUCCCGAGGAGUUUGCUCACUUAUUUCCGACUCCUUCACAGGAGAUCCAUCAAAUAAGAUUGGACACCAAUGUGGCUGCCUUGUGCAAGUGUUCCGGAUAUAACACCGGAACACUUAUUAUUGAUUUAAGAAGGCAUGUGGAUGGAGGAAACUCUGAGUUGUAUGAAAACUGAUUGUAAAAUACUUGGAGUGGAAACUAAUAUGAGUUAAAAAACAAAUAGAGAGGCUGAGACACAUAGGACUUGUUAAAGAAAAGUCCUCUAAAUCAAAGGAUGGUUUCUCUGUGGUGGCUUGGCGCUUUGUGGAUAACUUAAAGGAUCUCCAAAUGGUUGGAAGAUCCCAUGUACCACGUUUGUUGAGAAUAUUGGUGUUGAUAUUUUACCAUCAUCGUAUUGUGUUGUGGCCGUUGCUGCUGUAGCAUCAUGUGUUGUUGUUGCAUCAUCUGCUGCUGUUGCAUCAUUUGUUGUUGUUGCUGCUGAGACAGUAACAUUUGUACGUUUGUUGGAGGGGCUAUGUGGUAUGACAUUGCAAAGGGAUCAUCGUGAUUGAUUGAACUCUGUCCAGGCAUUUCAUACCCAUACCCCGCGCUGUAGCCAGCCUGUUGCAGCUGUAUUUGCCUCCUGGAUGCAUCGUCUUCAUAUAAACUGUCGAGUAGUAGCUCGAAUCCUCCAGCCUGAAGAAAACAAUAUCAUAAAGCUUCACAGAUAUCCUGCCUAGAUACAGUUUCAGUUAGCUUCAAUUGUUGCUCCCUGUUAAAAAUUUGUCCAUCCUUCAUCACCUCUGGAUUUAUGGCAGGGAUCCUUCUAGCUUUUGUCCUUAGCAAUUGCUUGUAGAAUCCAAGAAUUUCUUCAGUAAUUGCCUCUUCAUUCUAAAUUAAUUGGCCAUUUUCCUUUACCAGACUGUUUAUCCUAUGUUGUCUUCAUUGAAGCAUAAGAAAAGGAAGUAUUUGGAUCCCCUAGCCUUAGCCACUGAUUCCUGUAUUUCUAUUUAGGCUUAGCCAAUUUCUAUUCCUGUAUUAUCUUGGUUCCUCCAAUUUCAAUGUUAAGUUAUGCAGGCACCCAAUUUAGGAGAUGGUGUUGGAGAUGGCAUUGGAGAUGGCGUUGGAGAUGACGUUGGAGAUGGUGUUCCGUCACCAACUGAGCCUAGAAGAUCCUUUGACGGAAGUAACUAUGAAAAUGGAGAAACCAAUAAUUAGUAAUCAUUGUUAGGAUGAACUAUGUUUUUUUGUGUUGUAACUAUUGAGUAACUCUCUUAACUCUACGCACCUUAAACUUGAAUCUUGGAUGAUGUGGAUUUUGGGUAUGUUUUAAUGAUGAAUAUUUUGCUUA